This is a messenger RNA of Entrophospora sp. SA101, 311 nucleotides long. The record is from the annotation of a GenBank genome assembly. Lineage: Eukaryota; Fungi; Glomeromycota; Glomeromycetes; Entrophosporales; Entrophosporaceae.
GUUUACGUCCAGAAAUUCCAUCUCAUAUGCCUAAGUUAUUAACUAAAUUAAUUAUGGAAUGUUGGGAUGCUCAACCUGACAAAAGGCCAACUUCUAAAAAAUUAUUUACCAUUAUAAAUAAAUGGGAUAUGAAUAGUAAUAGUUUAUUUGCUGGAUUUAUUACACCAAAGCUACCUUUCUGGAAACUACAUUCUGAAGCAAUUUAUACAAGCAGACUUCUUGAUACCUCCAAUCUUCCACCACCAGUAAAUACACCGGAUUUUGAAAAACAGCUUAGCAAAUUAGUUUCUGAAGCAGAAUAUUUUAGAUAG